AUGUAUUUCCCGGAUAAUACAGCAGAUGUGCGUUUGGAUUACGACCCGUUGCCCAUACCGCCACCAGCAACACAACCAACAUUCACUGUGCAAAAUCGAACGAGUGAUGCGCGAGGCAUCGUCUCGAUCAAGCAAAAAAAUAAGGUUUUGCAGAGUGAAGCAGUGCGCUUAUUUUUUGGCAACAAACUAAAGUUGCCAAUCAGUGAGCGUUCGCGCUACAAAGCACGCCGCACUUAUCGGAUGAAAUUCGAAGUGUUCCACUGGCAAGUGCUGCUGGAGACGUUCGGGAGCCAGCUGGCGCAAGGGGAGAGCUUGGCAUCGUUCUGCUCGGCUAGCAUCGUGAACUGCUGCUCAUCGACGCUGCAAACGAGCAGCUUACGGGGCGAACGGUGA
Gongylonema pulchrum is the source of this 393-nucleotide messenger RNA. The record is from the annotation of a GenBank genome assembly. NCBI's taxonomy places the organism in Eukaryota, Metazoa, Nematoda, Chromadorea, Rhabditida, Gongylonematidae.